Molecule: messenger RNA, 2128 nt
Organism: Brachypodium distachyon (stiff brome)
Lineage: Eukaryota; Viridiplantae; Streptophyta; Magnoliopsida; Poales; Poaceae
Product: 3-ketoacyl-CoA synthase 4
Exons: 1
Coding region: 277-1743 (488 amino acids)
Biological process (GO): fatty acid biosynthetic process
Cellular component (GO): membrane
Molecular function (GO): acyltransferase activity, transferring groups other than amino-acyl groups
Source: RefSeq, a predicted model, not a curated record
ACUCGCCACCCAGUUCUCAGUCCAGUCACCUCAAGUAAAGUGCUCGACGGUAUCUAAAUUUAUCAAAAUUGGGACCAAGUCGAGUUCGAAUUCGUUAAUCCGUCGCAGCAGCCAGUGGUGGUGGUCGAUCCCCGGCUGGCUGCUGUCUGCCCUCAACGAGAACUCCUUUCAUAAUAAAACCCCUCCUUGCCCAGCAUCAGAUACACACUGACACUGCACAAACACCGCCGCUACACGCGAAGCCAGUGGCCUAGCUAGCCAGGAAACGAUCUCGACAUGGUGGCCAUGGACAUGGCUCACAGAGACCACCUCCACGCGGCGCUCGACGGCCUCCUCGGGCUCGCCGCCCUCGCCUUGUGCGUCCUCGCCGAGGCCCUCGUGUUCGCGCUGCGCCAGCACGCGGCGCUCUACCUCGUGCCGGUCUCCACGAUGCUGCUCCUCUGCCGUUACAGCCGGCGUCGCCGCGCCGCGGGCGGCACGAUCGGGCUGGUCGACUUCUCGUGCCUCAAGCCGCCCCGCCGGCUCCGGCUCCCCGUGGCGGGCCUCCUCGAGCACUUCAACAUCAUCGGCUGCUUCGACAGCGGCAGCGUGGAGUUCAUGACGAAAGUCAUCGCGGCAAGCGGCAUGGGCAACGAGACCUACUUCCCGCCGGCGCUGCACUACAUCCCCCCCGCGGCCACGCACGCGCACGCCAUCCAGGAGGCCCACAUGCUCUUCUUCCCCACGCUGGACGACCUCUUCGCCAAGACCGGCGUGCCGCCCUCCGCCGUGGGCGCGCUCGUGCUCAACUGCAGCGGCUUCUGCCCGGCGCCGUCGCUCACCUCCAUCAUCGUCAACCGCUACCGGAUGCGCGGCGACGUCAGGACCUACAACCUGUCCGGGAUGGGCUGCAGCUCGGGGUCCAUCGGCGUGGACGUGGCCAGCGGCGUCCUGCGCGCGCAUCACGGCGCCAUGGAGUACGCCGUCGUGGUGAGCGCCGAGAUCAUCACCAUCGGCUGGUACAAGGGGAAAGACCACGGCAAGCUCCUCCUCAACUGCUACUUCCGCACGGGUUGCUCCGCCGCGAUGGUGACGAGCAAGCAGCGAGGCGGCGUGGAGGUCAAGUACCGGCUGGUGAACGUGACGCGCACGAACCAGACGGCGGACGACCGGAGCUACCGCGCCGGGUACAGGGACGAGGACGAGGAAGGCAUCACGGGGUUCACGCUGGGGCAGGGCGUGGGGCGCAUGGUCAGCGAGCUGCUGCGCGCGCACCUCGUCACGCUCAGCGUCUCCAUCCUGCCGUGGCGAGAGAAGCUGCGGUACCUCGUGGCAUUGCUCGUGUCGAUGCGGCGGCGGCGGCGGCAGGACAAGCUAGCAGGCACCAGCGGCGGCCGCGUGCCGCUGCCGGACUUCCGCGCGGCGGCGGACCACUUCUGCCUGCCGUCGUCCGGGCGGCCGAUGAUAUGGCGGCUGGGACAGGGGCUCGGGCUGGGCGAGAGGGAGAUGGAGGCGGCGCUCAUGGCGUUCCACCGGUUCGGGAACCAGUCGGCGGCAUCGCUGUGGUACCAGCUGGCGUACCUGGAGGCCAAGGGGAGGAUCAGGAAGGGCGACACGGUGUGGCAGCUCGGCAUUGGGAGCGGGCUCAAGGCCAACAGCCUGGUCUGGGAGCGCAUCGCCGACGCCGACGAGGUCGCCGGCGGGCUCGACUUGACGGGGCCGUGGAUGGAGUGCAUCCAUCAGUACCCCGUGUGGGAAGCGUAGGAGAAGCAUGAAUUGAUGCUUCCUCGUGGUGGCUACGUACUACGUAUGCGUGCAUGCCAUCGUGCCAUCUUCGACCAAUCGGUGCUGUUUGAAGAAGAAGCCAACAGAAGAGAAGGGAUGACGACUGCAUGCGGUGAUCGAGUCUAUUAUCAACAUGGUUCGAUCAUUUUAUGAGUUAAUCGAGUCUUUUAAUUGCUUCGAUCAUUUUUAUUCCAACUCCAAGAAGUGUACUAAUACUCCUCUGUAUUAGUUUGGUUGUAAUGCUCCAAAACCUUUUCUUCCAUGAAAAGGAAAAUUAUACUGAUAGGCCAGGUGCAAAUGCUACAUUCACGGGAAUUUCCUUUCCCCCUUUUCUCGGAGAGCGCAGGCGGCCAACUUUGUUUGA